Catharus ustulatus (Swainson's thrush) is the source of this 6857-nucleotide messenger RNA. It is a transcript of the gene CACNA1A, whose product is annotated as calcium voltage-gated channel subunit alpha1 A. Gene Ontology annotation, molecular function: high voltage-gated calcium channel activity. The record is from RefSeq and is a predicted model, not a curated record. NCBI's taxonomy places the organism in Eukaryota, Metazoa, Chordata, Aves, Passeriformes, Turdidae. Gene Ontology annotation, biological process: chemical synaptic transmission; calcium ion import across plasma membrane. Gene Ontology annotation, cellular component: neuronal cell body; voltage-gated calcium channel complex; membrane.
GGAUGCUCGGGAUGCCGGCACCGCUGCCGUCCGCCGCCUGAGCGCCCGGUCGGGACGGACCCCGCCGCUGCCCCCCGGGAAUUUGGGGGGGCCCAUGGGAUGUGAUGAGCCCCUCGGCGGUGCCGGCCUCAGCAGCGUGACCCCCCCCGCGGCGGCGGGAUGGCUCGGUUCGGAGAGGAGGUGGCGGCCCGCUACGGGCCCGGCGGCGGCGGCGGGAGCGGCCCCGGGGCGGCGGCGGGGGGCCGGGGAGCGGGGGGGGGUCCUCGGCAGGGCCCCCCCGGGGCACAGCGGCUCUACAAGCAGUCCAUGGCCCAGCGCGCCCGCACCAUGGCCCUGUACAACCCCAUCCCGGUGCGGCAGAACUGCCUCACCGUCAACCGCUCGCUCUUCCUCUUCAGCGAGGACAACGUGGUGAGGAAAUACGCCAAAAAGAUCACCGAAUGGCCUCCUUUUGAAUACAUGAUUUUAGCCACCAUCAUCGCCAACUGCAUCGUCCUGGCGCUGGAGCAGCACCUGCCCGACGAGGACAAGACCCCCAUGUCGGAGCGGCUGGACGACACGGAGCCGUACUUCAUCGGCAUCUUCUGCUUCGAGGCGGGGAUCAAGAUCAUCGCGCUGGGCUUCGCCUUCCACAAGGGCUCCUACCUGCGCAACGGCUGGAACGUCAUGGACUUCGUGGUGGUGCUCACGGGCAUCCUGGCCUCGGUGGGCUCCCAGUUUGACCUGCGGACACUCCGGGCCGUGCGCGUCCUGCGGCCCCUCAAGCUGGUCUCGGGGAUCCCCAGUCUGCAGGUGGUGCUCAAGUCCAUCAUGAAGGCGAUGAUCCCGCUGCUGCAGAUCGGGCUCCUGCUCUUCUUCGCCAUCCUCAUCUUCGCCAUCAUCGGGCUGGAGUUCUACAUGGGCAAAUUCCACACCACCUGCUUCGACCUGGUCACGGACGAGAUCAAGGUGGAGGUCCCGUGCGGGACGGACGAGCCGGCCCGGAUCUGCCCGAACGGCACCAAGUGCAAGAAGUACUGGGAAGGGCCCAACUACGGCAUCACGCAGUUCGACAACAUCCUCUUCGCCGUGCUCACCGUCUUCCAGUGCAUCACCAUGGAAGGGUGGACCGACCUCCUCUACUAUAGCAACGACGCCUCAGGGAACACUUGGAACUGGCUCUACUUCAUCCCCCUCAUCAUCAUCGGCUCCUUUUUUAUGCUCAACCUCGUGCUGGGGGUCCUGUCCGGGGAGUUUGCCAAAGAGCGGGAGCGGGUGGAGAAUCGCCGCGCCUUCCUCAAGCUGCGGCGGCAGCAGCAGAUCGAGCGGGAGCUCAACGGAUACAUGGAGUGGAUCUCCAAGGCGGAAGAGGUGAUCCUGGCCGAGGACGAGCCCGAGGCCGAGCCCCGCCGCCCCUUCGAUGGAGCUCUCCGGAGGGCCACCAGCAAGAGGAGCAAGACGGACCUGCUGAGCCCCGAGGAGGGCGAGGAGCAGCUGGGGGACAUCGCGGCCAUGGGCUCGCCGUUCGCCCGCGCCAGCCUCAGGAGCGCCAAGCUGGAGAACGCCACCGUGUUCCACCGGCGCGAGCGCCGCGUGCGCUUCCACAUCCGGCGCGUGGUGAAAACUCAGGCCUUCUACUGGACCGUGCUCGGCCUGGUAGCGCUCAACACCCUGUGUGUUGCUAUCGUUCACUACGACCAGCCAGAUUGGCUUUCCGACUUCCUCUACUAUGCAGAAUUCAUUUUCUUGGGACUCUUUAUGUCCGAAAUGUUUAUAAAGAUGUACGGGCUGGGGACGCGGCCUUACUUCCACUCGUCCUUCAACUGCUUCGACUGCGCCGUCAUCAUCGGAAGCAUCUUCGAGGUGAUCUGGGCUGUUGUGAAGCCGGGAACUUCCUUCGGCAUCAGCGUGCUGCGAGCUCUCAGGUUACUGCGCAUCUUCAAAGUCACCAAGUACUGGGCUUCCCUGCGGAACCUGGUGGUGUCCCUGCUCAACUCCAUGAAAUCCAUCAUCAGCCUCCUCUUCCUCCUCUUCCUCUUCAUCGUCGUCUUCGCCCUUUUGGGGAUGCAGCUCUUCGGGGGACAGUUCAAUUUCGACGACGGGACCCCUCCCACCAAUUUCGACACUUUCCCAGCAGCAAUAAUGACGGUGUUUCAGAUCCUGACGGGAGAAGACUGGAACGCGGUGAUGUACGACGGGAUCAAAUCUCAGGGCGGCGUCAAGGGCGGGAUGGUUUUCUCCGUCUACUUCAUUGUGCUCACCCUCUUCGGAAAUUACACCCUCCUGAACGUCUUCUUGGCCAUCGCCGUGGACAACUUGGCCAACGCGCAGGAGCUCACCAAGGACGAGCAGGAGGAGGAGGAAGCCGCCAACCAGAAGCUGGCGCUGCAGAAGGCGAAGGAGGUGGCCGAGGUCAGCCCGCUGUCCGCAGCCAACAUGUCGGUCAGCAUGAAGGAGCAGCAGAAGAACCAGAAAAGCUCCAAGUCGGUGUGGGAGCAGCGCACCAGCGAGCUGCGCAAGCAGAACCUGCUGGCGAGCCGCGAGGCGCUCUACAGCGAGCUGGACCCCGAGGAGCGCUGGAAGGUUCCCUACGCCCGCCACCUCCGCCCGGACAUGAAGACACACCUGGACCGUCCCCUCGUGGUGGACCCGCAGGAGAACCGCAACAACAACACCAACAAAACGCGUCCCGGCGAACCCCCGCCCGACCCCCGGUUCGGUCCGUUCCGCCCCGAGGAGCUGCGGCGGCAGCAGCCGCGCUACCCCGAGCACGGAGCGCGGCCCGGGGAGCCCCCGGCACCCCCCGGCAGCCGCCGGCCCCGCAGCAGCAGCCGCGAACCCGAGCGGGAGCCCAGCCAGGAGCGCGGCUACGCCGAGGGCGAGCGGCCCAAGGGGCGGCACCGGAGCCGCGCCGCGUCCCCGCCGGGAGAACGGGAGCACCGGAGGCACCGCGGGCACCGCCGCGGGCCCGAGGAGGGCGAGGAGGGGGCCAGACCGGAGAGGAGACAGCGACACCGAGAAGGGGGGAGGCCCCCGAGGGGAGAGGGCGACGGGGAGCACGGGGAUGGCGAGCAGCGGAGGCGGCGGCACCGGCACGGAGCCCCGCCCGGGUACGACGGCGAGGGCAGGAGGGAGGACAAGGAGCGGCGGCACCGGAGGAGGAGGGAGCCGCAGCCGCCGCCGCCGCCGCCGUCGGGCCCCACGCUCUCCACCACCCGCCCCAUCCAGCAGGACCCGGCGCGCCGGGAGCCGCCCGUGGCCGAGGACAUCGACAACAUGAAGAACAACAAGCUGGCCACCGGCGAGCCCCCCGCGCCGCCCCCCGUGGGCAACCACACCCCCUGCCCCCUCCCUUCCGGACCCCCCCGCCGCCCCCCGCCCGCCGCCAACCCCCCGCCCCCCGAAAACAGCCUGGGGGUCACCAACCCCCCGAACAACCCCGCCAAGGCCGGGGGCAAACCCGAGCACACGGCCGUGGACAUCCCGCCGCCCUUCCCGCCGCCCCCCAGCAACGCGCUGGUCCAAGUGAACAGGAACGCCAACCCCGAGCCGCUGCCCCGCAAGGAGGAGGAGGAGAAGAAGGAGGAGGAAGGCGCCGGGCAGGACGAGAACGGCCCCAAGCCCAUGGUGCCCUACAGCUCCAUGUUCAUCCUGUCCACCACCAACCCGUUCCGGCGGCUGUGCCACUACAUCGUGAACCUGCGCUACUUCGAGAUGUGCAUCCUGCUGGUGAUCGCCAUGAGCAGCAUCGCGCUGGCCGCCGAGGACCCCGUGCAGCCCAACGCCCCCCGCAACAACGUGCUGCGCUACUUCGACUACGUCUUCACGGGGGUCUUCACCUUCGAGAUGGUGAUCAAGAUGGUGGACCUGGGGCUGGUGCUGCACCAGGGCUCCUACUUCCGGGACCUGUGGAACAUUCUGGACUUCAUCGUGGUCAGCGGGGCGCUGGUGGCCUUCGCCUUCACCGGCAGCAGCAAAGGCAAGGACAUCAACACCAUCAAAUCCCUGCGCGUCCUCCGCGUGCUGCGGCCCCUCAAGACCAUCAAGAGGCUGCCCAAGCUCAAGGCCGUGUUUGACUGCGUGGUGAACUCGCUCAAGAACGUGCUCAACAUCCUCAUCGUCUACAUGCUCUUCAUGUUCAUCUUCGCCGUGGUGGCCGUGCAGCUCUUCAAGGGGAAGUUCUUCUACUGCACCGACGAGUCCAAGGAGUUCGAGAAGGACUGCAGGGGCGAGUACCUGGUCUACGAGAAGGACAACGAGGUGAAGGCGCAGAAGCGCGAGUGGAAGAAGUACGAGUUCCACUACGACAACGUGCUCUGGGCGCUGCUCACCCUCUUCACCGUCUCCACCGGCGAGGGGUGGCCGCAGGUCCUGAAGCACUCGGUGGACGCCACGUACGAGAACCAGGGCCCGAGCCCCGGGUACCGCAUGGAGAUGUCCAUCUUCUACGUCGUCUACUUCGUCGUCUUCCCCUUCUUCUUCGUCAACAUCUUCGUGGCCUUGAUCAUCAUCACCUUCCAGGAGCAGGGCGACAAGAUGAUGGAGGAGUACAGCCUGGAGAAGAACGAGAGAGCGUGCAUCGACUUCGCCAUCAGCGCCAAGCCGCUGACCCGGCACAUGCCCCAGAACCGCCAGAGCUUCCAGUACCGCAUGUGGCAGUUCGUGGUGUCGCCGCCCUUCGAGUACACCAUCAUGGCCAUGAUCGCGCUCAACACCAUCGUGCUCAUGAUGAAGUUCUACGACGCCUCCGACACCUACGAGAACGUUCUCAAGAUGUUCAACAACGUCUUCACCUCCCUCUUCUCGCUCGAGUGUCUCCUCAAGAUCAUGGCCUUCGGUGUCCUGAAUUAUUUCCGCGACGCCUGGAACAUUUUCGACUUCGUGACGGUGCUGGGCAGCAUCACCGACAUCCUGGUGACAGAAUUCGGGAACAAUUUCAUCAACCUGAGCUUCCUGCGCCUGUUCCGCGCCGCCCGCCUCAUCAAGCUGCUGCGCCAGGGCUACACCAUCCGCAUCCUGCUCUGGACCUUCGUGCAGUCCUUCAAGGCCCUGCCCUACGUGUGCCUGCUGAUCGCCAUGCUCUUCUUCAUCUACGCCAUCAUCGGCAUGCAGGUGUUCGGGAACAUCGGCAUCGAGGAGGAGGAUGAGGAGUCGGCGAUCACCCAGCACAACAACUUCCGCACCUUCUUCCAGGCGCUGAUGCUGCUCUUCAGGAGCGCCACCGGGGAGGCGUGGCACGAGAUCAUGCUGUCGUGCCUGAGCGGGAAGCCGUGCGACGAGAACUCGGGCAUCAAGGAGGACGAGUGCGGCAACGAGUUCGCCUACUUCUACUUCGUGUCCUUCAUCUUCCUCUGCUCCUUCCUGAUGCUGAACCUCUUCGUCGCCGUCAUCAUGGACAACUUCGAGUACCUGACGCGCGACUCGUCCAUCCUGGGCCCGCACCACCUGGACGAGUACGUGCGGGUCUGGGCCGAGUACGACCCCGCCGCCUGGGGCCGCCUGACCCUCGCGGACAUGUACGAAAUGCUGCGGCACAUGUCGCCGCCGCUGGGGCUGGGGGCCAGCUGCCCCCCCCGCGUGGCCUAUAAGCGGCUGCUGCGCAUGGACCUGCCCGUGGCCGAUGACAACACGGUGCACUUCAACUCCACCCUGAUGGCGCUGAUCCGCACCGCGCUCGACAUCAAGAUCGCCAAAGGCGGCGCCGACAAGCAGCAGAUGGACGCGGAGCUGCGCAAGGAGAUGAUCGCCAUCUGGCCCAACCUGUCCCCCAAAAACCUGGACCUGCUCGUCACCCCGCACAAGUCCACCGACCUGACGGUGGGGAAGAUCUACGCGGCGAUGAUGAUCAUGGAGUAUUACCGGCAGAGCAAGGCCAAGAAGCUGCAGGCCAUGCGCGAGGAGCAGAACCGCACCCCGCUGAUGUUCCAGCGCAUGGAGCCGCCGUCCCCCACCCAGGAGGGACCCCCGGGACCGGACACGACCCCCGCGGUAGAGCCGGCCGCGCGGGACGGGGACAUGAAGGAGAGCCACUCGUGGGUGACACAGCGCGCCCAGGAGAUGUUCCAGAGGACGGGCACGUGGAGCCCCGAGCGCGGCCACCCCGACGAUGUCCCCAACAGCCGCCCCAACUCCCAGCUGGUGGAGAUGCGGGAGAUGCCCAAGGAUGGACACUCGGACAGCGAUUACCUGCCCAUGGAGGGGCACGGCCGAGCCGCCUCCAUGCCGCGGCUGCCCGGCGACACCCAGCGGAGGAAGGUGCGACCCCGAGGCAAUAACCUCAGUACCAUCGCGGACUCGAGCCCCAUCAAGCGCUCGGCGUCGCUGCUCGGCCACCCCCGGCCCCGCGGGGUCCGCCUGGACGAUUUCUCCUUGGAGCGCGUCCCCCCCCCCGAGGACGGGCAGCGCCACCACCCCCGCCGGGGACACCGCGGCCACCGCGCCUCCGAGCGCUCCCUCAGCCGCUACACGGACGGCGACACAGGGCUGGGCACGGACCUCAGUGUCACCACGCAGUCCGGGGACGCCCCCGGCAAGGAGCGGGACCCCGAGCGGGGCCGGCCCAAGGACCGGCGGCACCGGCACCACCAUCACCAUCAUCAUCAUCACCACCACGGGGGGGGCGCGGGGGCGGGGGGCGAUCGCUGCGCGCCCCCUCCCCAGGAUCGCCACGACCUCGGGCGGCCGCGCUCCCGGGAGCGCCGCUGGUCGCGCUCCCCCAGCGAGGGCCGGGACCGCGCGGGCCCCCCCCGCCAGGUGGGUGCCCCCCUCCGCUCGCCCCCCCUCCGCCUCUAGGACCCCUCCCCAAAACGGGGGGGGGGCCACAAGGGCUGCACCUUCAACCAAAGACCCCUCCCCACCUCACCCCGCUGUCCCCACCC